This is a messenger RNA of Emiliania huxleyi CCMP1516, 1857 nucleotides long. RefSeq lists its product as hypothetical. Gene Ontology annotation, biological process: microtubule-based movement. Bases 1 to 1857 code for a protein of 618 amino acids. The record is from RefSeq and is a predicted model, not a curated record. Gene Ontology annotation, molecular function: dynein light intermediate chain binding; minus-end-directed microtubule motor activity; dynein intermediate chain binding. Gene Ontology annotation, cellular component: dynein complex. The transcript has a single exon. Lineage: Eukaryota; Haptophyta; Isochrysidales; Noelaerhabdaceae.
AUGCUGUCCAUCCAAGCCUAUAUAACCGAGACCCUCGGGAGGCGGUUCAUCGACUCGCGCCCCUUGGACUUGCGCGCCGUGGAAGCGGAGUCAAGCCCCCGCACACCUGUGAUCGCCAUGCUCUCGGGAGGGUCGGGCCCUGCCCAGGCGAUCCUCGGCCUCGCAAAGCGGCGAGACCGGGCGGUGCUCACGAUCUCCAUGGGCCAGGGGCAGGACGAUGCUGCGCGCAGGCUGGUGCAGACGGCCGUCACGCAGGGCUGCUGGGUGCUGGUCCAGAAUGGCCACCUCGGGCUUGGCUUAAUGGAGCAGCUCGAGGAGAUGAUGGCUCGCUUCGAGGACGUGCCGACCGGAUUCCGGCUGUGGAUCACCUCGCAGCCGCACGACCGCUUCCCUUUGGGCCUCUUGAAGCGGUCGACCAAGGUGGCCGACGAGCCUCCGCGUGGGGUCCGCGCUCGACUCAAGCGCAUGUACGCGACGAUGCCGCCCGAGCUGCUCGAUGCGGCGUCUCAGCCCGCGGACCGGAAGGCGCUGUACGCGCUCGCCUUCAUGCACUCUGUCGUGCAGGAGCGUCGGAGCGGCUUUCGCGCCCCAUACGACUUUGGACCCUCGGACUGGCUCGCGGCGGCGCGCGACCUGGUCCGCCGGCUCGCAGAGGCGCGCCAACACUCGCAGCCGCUGGACUGGGCCGCGGUGCGCUACAUGGUGUGCGGCGUGUACCACGGCGGGCGGGUCGCCGAUGAGUGGGACCGGCGGCUGCUUCACGCCUACAGCCAGCUGUGGCUCACUCCGCGCGUGGUCGACGCCGGCUUUGAGUUCCACCCCGGCUACGGCAGCUCCGAAUCGGGCGAGGUUGAGGGGCACCGACGGCACAUCGAGGGGCUGCCCCACCGGGACGAUCCUGCUCUCCUCGGGCUCACCGCCGGCGCCGAUCGCUCGCUCCGCACGGCUGAGGCGCACGGAGUACUCACGGCUGUGCUGAGUGUCGAGCCCAAGGGCGACAGCCAUGAGGCCACUCGAGAAGAGGCUGAUCUGGAGCAGGUGAGGGCACUGAGGGCAAGCCUCCCCACCGCGCCGGACCCGGGCGCCGUCCGCCUGGCCAUGAAGGCGCUCGGUGCUCGGCCACUCCACGUCGCGCUGCGGCAGGAAAUUGAGCAGAUGCGCCGGCUGCUAACGGCGGCCGGCGAGACGCUCGACGGCCUCGAGCGGGCCAUGCAGGGCGCGAUCGCCCUGACGCCGCAGCUUGCCGACGCAAUGGGGUCGAUCCGUCUCGCCGCGGUGCCCGCAGGGUGGGCGCGUGCGUCGCAGAUGUGUUCGCAUGGGCUCGGCUCUUGGAUCGCCGAGUUGCGGCGGCGGAGUGAGCAGCUCACCAAGUGGUUGCAUGGCCACCGGCCAGCCUGCUUCUGGCUGGGCGGCUUGUUCAACCCGCAGGGCCUCCUCGCUGCCAACCGCCAGGAGGUGUGCCGCGGGCGACUCAAGGAGGGCUGGACGCUUGGCGACGUGGUCGACGACGUCAGAGUGCUGAACGUCGACGAGGAGGAUGUGCGGAAGCCGCCGGAGGAGGGCGUCUACAUAUGCGGCGUGCACCUCGAGGGAGGCACGUGGGAUCGCCGGCUGCAGCAGCUCGACGAGCCGCACCCCACGGAGACGCAGGCGCCACUGCCGGUGCUGCACGCCACGGCCGCCUUGCGGUCGGCCGCGAGGGGUGGGCGAGUAGCGAGCUACGCGUGCCCGUGCUACGCCAACGCCAGCCGGGACCGCUUCCUCUUUGAAGUCGAGCUUCCGAGCGCGGAUGAGCCGGCAAAGUGGCUGAUGCGGGGAGUGGCCAUGAUCGCCAGCGUGGGAAAGGAGGAUGGGUAG